ACCCAGGCUCCGCGGCUCGCGGCCCGCCCGGGCCUCUGCGGCGGGGGCGCAGGCGGAAGUGUGGGUGCCAGCAGCCGCGGACCUGGUGUUCUAGGAGCUGGGGAUCCAGCAGCAGGAGAAGCCAGGUGGCGACCUGGAAGCCACCCAACUGAGGGAAACGAGAUACAGGCAGAUACGGGGACUGCCAGCCGUUGUGCCUGAGGACCAGCGCGGAGGCCAGUGCGGCUUGGGGAGGAGAGCAAGCUUGUGGCUCCACGUGCUGGUGGGAUCCUGAGCUUGCAGGGCCUUGAAGGCUGCGGUGAAGACUUUGGUUUUGUCUCUGAGCAAAACAGAAGCCUCAGGAGGGCUCCGAACAAGAGGAGCCGGGACAAUGCAGACUCCUCUGACCGUUCCUGUGCUGCGGCUUCCCCGGGGCCCUGAUGGCUUGAGCCGAGGCUUUGCGCCCGAUGGACGCAGGGGCCCCUUGAAGCCUGACAUUUCAGGAACCCAGGAUUGUCCCAUAGCUCAAGAAUCUCCGGAGUCCCAGGAACAGCAGGCCCGAGCCACCCUUCGGGAGCGCUACCUCCGCAGCCUGCUGGCCAUGGUGGGUCGUCAGGUGAGCUUCACACUGCACGAGGGUGUGCACGUGGCUGCCCACUUUGGAGCCACUGACCUGGACGUGGCCAACUUUUACGUGUCACAGCUGCAGACUCCCAUAGGUGUGCAGGCUGAGGCGCUGCUCCGAUGUAGUGACAUCAUUUCAUAUACCUUCAAGCCAUAAAGAUGUUAUUAUGUUCACCUGUCUGCUCGAGGCUUAGCCACUGUAUCCCAGGCCUCCAAAUGUUCCCAAGCCAGGAACUCUGGGCCCCCUAGAGUUCUGAGCUCCCUGGAAUUUUGAGCCAACCUCCAAGCAACUCUGGAUACCUGAGACCGCCAGGAUCUAGUCUGUAAAAGUCUGCAACCCUAGGAAUUCUAGAUCCUGUUGAAAGGAAUGCUCUACCUCACAGAACUCUGAACUCUACAGAAAUAUGGGCCUGACCAUUUCCUGAAGACUGGGGUGUGGGAGAAUAAGGGAAGGCAAAUUGCAGAGAAGUUGUUUAUUGACGAGAUUGCAAAAUUCAACCACCCUGAAGGUACACUCCCCAAUGCUCCCCUCCUGCUAAAGAACCAAUUAUCCCAGGAAAA
Microcebus murinus (gray mouse lemur) is the source of this 1164-nucleotide messenger RNA. It is a transcript of the gene GEMIN7, whose product is annotated as gem nuclear organelle associated protein 7. The record is from RefSeq and is a predicted model, not a curated record. Gene Ontology annotation, biological process: spliceosomal snRNP assembly. Gene Ontology annotation, molecular function: RNA binding. Gene Ontology annotation, cellular component: SMN-Sm protein complex. Lineage: Eukaryota; Metazoa; Chordata; Mammalia; Primates; Cheirogaleidae.